Molecule: messenger RNA, 2812 nt
Organism: Xenopus tropicalis (tropical clawed frog)
Lineage: Eukaryota; Metazoa; Chordata; Amphibia; Anura; Pipidae
Gene: lactbl1
Product: lactamase beta like 1
Exons: 8
Coding region: 342-2105 (587 amino acids)
Source: RefSeq, a predicted model, not a curated record
ACUGAGAUGCCCAUUAGUACAACUGCCCCGACGCUGAUGCCCCGGUAGCUCCCACAAUGGGGCAAAUACCUUGAUUGUCUCUCUCUUCCCCAUAGGAAAUUCCUUGGAACCAGGAAAACCCAUUAGAUGUGGAUUCUGCUGGGAACGGAGCCCUGAAAACAACCCCCCCCCCCCCCCUUGGACCGGACACAGAAUCCAACGGAGCCUCCUGGAACCAAUAGCAGAACAUUGGGCCCCGGGGAUUCACUACUGUCGUCUCUAUGUCUCCUACCCGGGCGAGUGUGUAACGUAUUAGUUGGCCCCUGCAGGUCCCCAUAGCAACCAGAGCCGGUGGCCCAGGAAUGGAUGGGGGGCUGAUCCAGCCUCCCAGAGGGCGGAGCUUGGGCAGGGUGUCGCUGAUGGAGAUGAAAUGGACCCACCUGGCGCUGGUUCUGCUCCUGUUUGUUUCCAUGACAAUGACCGGCUGCUUUAUCUGGCAAUACAGGCUGCCCAAGAGAGAGCCCGGUUCCUCGGUGAGGGAGGCAGUUGUGGAGGCGGAGCCAAUGUGCCCGCGGUACCCAGACCCAGUGCCACUGGAGCACCCAAUCCCUGUACUGAAAGAAGCACUGGAUAAGGUGGACAAAUUCCUGCGCCAUACAGUUCGGGACCCGGGGCUGCCGGCCGUUUCCGCCAUUGUUACCUAUAACGACACGGUUCUAUGGACCGGGAACUUCGGCAGGAGGAACGGAUCCGACCCGACCUCCCCGGCGCCCAAUGAGUACACGGUGUAUCGCAUCGCCAGCCUCUCCAAGCUCUUCCCCACCCUCAUGCUGUACAAACUGUGGGAAGAUGGAGACGUCGCUUCGCUGGACGACCCCCUGGGGCGCUACGUGGGCAACUUCUCCAUCAGGAACCCCCUGGCACCGGGCCGAACCCCCGGGCACAGACACUCAGGAGAUGGGAUGGCCCUGUCUGAGAAAGGGGCCCCGACCGCCCGGCCCUCCCCUGUAACUCUGCGCAGGAUGGCGAGUCAGCUCUCAGGUCUCCCGAGGCGACUGCGCUCCACCAACCUCCUAUGGAAGGGGAGCACCGAGGAGGCGCUGGAGCUGCUCCGGGACGACGUCUUGGUGGCCGACCCUGGUACCAAGUGCCACUAUAGCAACCUGGCAUUCUCCCUGUUGGCGCACGUCCUGGCAGAACACUCGGCGGAAGGAAACUACCAGCGGUGGGUGUCGGAGAACAUUCUGGACAGGCUGGCCAUGGAGGACACCGGAUUUGACAUCACGCCCCCCAUCUUGUCCCAAAUGGCGGUCGGGGUCUACGGCAGCGGGCAAGUGGCCCCAUUGUACGACCUCGGGUGGUACCGCCCCUCGGGGCAGAUGUAUUCCACGGCGGCCGACAUGGCGAAACUGGCGAUGGUGCUGCUGGGAACGUACCAUCGGCGCCUCCUGGAGGCCGACACCCUGAAGACCAUGCUGACGCCCCUCUUCCAAUGUGCCCACAGCUACUUUGCCAACAAGACGGGCACCCCCUGGGAGGUCAAUGAGCAGUUUGGCUACGACAUCGUCCGGAAGGACGGGGACUUGGACGGAUAUUCCGCCACCUUCUCCCUGGUGCCCAAACUCCGCCUGAGCUUCAUUGUGCUGAUGGCCGGGCCCAGACCCCAAGGAGAAGACCUUGUCUCCAAGACCUACGGCCUCCUCAUUCCUGCCCUGGAAACGGCCUUCCGAGAGGCCGAGAAGCAGCUGAACCCAACGCCCAACCCCGCGCCCUACGUGGGCUACUACACCUACGCCAACCUCACCUUCUAUCAGAUCAGGGCGGGGCCCAAGGGGGUCCUGGUGAUGCAGCAGUUUGGCCCCCACGUGGAGCAGCUCAUCCCUGAGACCUACAGGACCAUCCUGCUCCAUUACCUUGAGGAGCACAUCUUCCAGGUGGUGUUUGAGAAGGAGUACCCCUGUGUCCUACAGCUGGGCUCCGCCUCCGUCUCCUUGGAGACCCAGGACCGCCAGCUCUUCCACUUCUACCCCUUUGACUCUCGCGGUUUGUCACCCGGGUUUGAUGCCCCGGGGCUGAACACGUAUAGUGUAAUGCGCAUCCAACACAAACCCGUCUUCUACACCUAGGGGCCCCCCAAAUCUGCCCCCGUGCUGGGGACCCAUCUCAGUGCCUCAGAGCCCGGCUGUGGGAGGGGCCAGUGGGUCGCCACUUACUCCUGGAUCUGCUCCACUGACUUUGUCCCCAGGAGCUGCCCCAGGGCAAGAGAACAUUGGCACAUAAACCUGUAUCUAAUGACAAGUUCCCCUUUAACCUCACCGUCCAUACAGAUCCCCCAGCCCCCAGCGGCUCUUCUCAUUGGUUCCCCCCCUCAGGCUCAGGCUCUAAGAGAUUUGACUCUAAUCCCCCAGUUUGUGUCCUACUUUUCCAUGUAAUUUAAUGCCAAUCCCGUGGGCAAAGCUGUGGCGCCAUCUGCUGGGCACAGAGGGGAACUGACCGUACAGAGCAGGGAAUUAGGAUAAAACUGCCCCCUUACUAAUUGCCCCACUUCUUCUGCCACUGGCAAACUCCUGGCACUAUGCAGCCAAGGGUUUACUUGCCCUUUAUUCUCUAAUACUAGUGGAACUGUUGAUAUGCAGUUUAUCUCUAGGGGUUGGUAAGUACCCCCAGUAGGGUGACUGGAACAACUGGCGUAUGGAGUACAGCUGCUGCUAUGCUAUUGGGUAGCUCAUGCCCCGCCCCCCUGUGCCAAUACUGGAUAUUGUGAGAGAAGAGAUCCCUAUUCGGGGGCAGUUUGUAGCCACUAGGAUAUAAUAAAGAGAUUAUAGAUACCCCA